GUGGCCUGACCUCUCUGAGCCUCGAGUUGGCUCCUCUUCUGAAACGUGAGGACAAGAGUUCUGACCACCAGAGUGUGAGGCUUGAAGGAGGUGCCGGGGCUCAAGAGCCAUUGCAAGACCUGGCACAUAGUAGGCGCUCCGGAAAUGAGUUCCCCAUCUUUCCUGAGCCUCCCCUCCCAUGUCCCUGGCCGUGGGGAGUGACAGGGUUAGGAUGGGCCUCAGGGAGACGGGGGCUGGGACGCUUGGGACCCUGAGCCCCUCCCCAUGGUGCCCGGAACCCAGUGAGGGGGCCCCACCUCCGACUUCCUGCGGCACCGGCCACAUCCUGCCCUGGGGUGCCCUGCGCAGGCCACUUCCCCCUCUGGCUGGGGCGGCAACCCCAGAACCUGAACAGGGGCGAGGACAGACGGAGAAGGAUGGAUAGAUUCUGGACGACCCCCGGCCAAUUCUCCCUUCUGGCAGCUCUGGUCCCGCGGCUGGUUAAGGCCCAACCCUUGGCCCAGCGGAAGCCGUGGCUGGUAGGGCUGGGGGCUGCGCUGGCCUUCCUGUUCCUCAUCUUUGUCCUCACCUUGGUCUACGCCAUCUGGUGCAGCGAGCCCUGGGACAGCAGUAAAGAGAAGGAAGAGGAGACUGUGAGAAAAGAGGAGAAGGAUGGAGAGGGCGACUGGGGGUUGGAACUGGAGGAGAGAGGGGCCUCCGAACCAUGAAGCAAUGGCAAGCUCCUUCUCGCGAAGGUUUCCCACUCAUCUCCUCCAGACAGCCACCCAAAGAUGCCCCAGUGCCUCCUCCAUACCCAUCAGCAAGGACCCGGUCCUGGGGCCAGUGAGAUAACUCCAUCUGGGAUUCAGGGUAAAGUGCCCUUGAGUGCAGAGGACUCAGGACCUGCCCCAAGUCCCUCUUGGAGGGCUCUCUGCGUGUUACCUGGUCGCCCUGUACCCCUUCCCAAGCUUGGUCUCCACUCUUCUUGAGCCUGGAGGACACCCCUGGCGCAAGGAGCAACCCACCUCCCCGAGACCCCCUACCAUCUCAUAUCUCUACCCAGUCUGCAUCGCUGUCAGCUUUUGGCCCUUUUGAUUUCUUCUCCUACCUCCGAUUUCUAUUGCCCUUUGGAUUUCAUCGGAGAAGCCAGGUCCUCCUCUUGCCCACGUGCAAGCUCUUCCAAGAGUUUUCCAGGCCUGCUUCAAUGAAUCCAUAGGAAUCACUUGUCUCCCAGCCCCUCUCCUGGCCUCGGUUUGCUGCUCCUGAACGUGAACUUUGAGCUGGCUCAGAGCAAGGCCGUUUCCUGGGAGAUGAAGGCUCCUCCUACCUUGUGCUGAAUUUCAGGGCACUGUUCUGGAGGCUGGGACUCCCAGGGCCUGGGGUGAGGGUGCAGGA
This is a messenger RNA of Balaenoptera ricei (Rice's whale), 1374 nucleotides long. It is a transcript of the gene SMIM24, whose product is annotated as small integral membrane protein 24. NCBI's taxonomy places the organism in Eukaryota, Metazoa, Chordata, Mammalia, Artiodactyla, Balaenopteridae. The transcript has 3 exons. The record is from RefSeq and is a predicted model, not a curated record. Bases 417 to 707 code for a protein of 96 amino acids.